This is a messenger RNA of Balaenoptera acutorostrata (minke whale), 1599 nucleotides long. RefSeq names its product FA core complex associated protein 20 (gene FAAP20). Gene Ontology annotation, biological process: DNA damage response. Gene Ontology annotation, molecular function: K63-linked polyubiquitin modification-dependent protein binding; ubiquitin binding. The transcript is spliced from 4 exons. NCBI's taxonomy places the organism in Eukaryota, Metazoa, Chordata, Mammalia, Artiodactyla, Balaenopteridae. Bases 28 to 585 code for a protein of 185 amino acids. The record is from RefSeq and is a predicted model, not a curated record.
UCCGCCGGACGCGCGGGCUCCGGGCGGAUGGAGGCGGUGCGGAGGUCGCGGCUGAGCCUGAGCCGCCGGAGGCCGCCCUCGGGGGUCGGGUCCCCGAGCAACCCCCCCGGAUCCCCUCCGGACGGCGGCGAGUGUGCGCGGCCGUGGGCUGAGGUGCUGCGCGCCGCGAGUGCGGACCUGAACGUGGACGGCGAGCUGCCGCCGCUGCCCGCGUUCCCCGGCCAGGAGCCCAGGCGCAGCCCUGAGCGGGCGCCCCCGGAAAGCUUCACCGUGGGAACCGAGACCUUCUCCUGGACGCCCUUCCCGCCGGCCCCGCGGCGAGGCGGGGACCCGAGCCACUCCGACCGGGUGCUCCGCGAGGCCCUGGGGCGCACGGGGUCCUCCGCCUGGUCCCCCCAACGACACUCCGCGCCCGAGCCCCGCGGGACCUCCAUCGCCGAGGAGCAGCCGUCCGUGGAGGGGUCGCCGACACUGCAGAGCUGCCCCAUGUGCCAGGCCGACUUCGCCCCCAGGCUGACCCAGCUGGACGUUGACAGCCACCUGGCCCGGUGCCUGGCGGAGAGCGCGGACGACGCGGUGUGGUGAGCAGCGAGGCCCACGCUUCCCCUCCACCGGCUGGGCCGCCUCCCCUCUGCUCUGCACCCCCAAAGCUGUAAUAUUAAAGCGCGUCAGUGGGAGGUGUUCACGUCCCAUCUCUUUGUGUUGAGGCCAGAACGUUGGGUCCUUUUUCCUUUUUGGCUGAUGCCGAGCAGCGUGAUGACUGAAGUGGACACGGCCGCUCGGCAGACAGCAGCCCCAGGCAGGUGACAGAGACAGUCACCAGCAGUUUGGCUAUUUGUACCUGAGUUGGCACAAGAACGGACCUUUUGCUCACCCCUUGGACUCAGCUCACAUUUCACGACCGUGUUUGAACCCCCAGGGGAACCUGCCCCUUCCGCAGCUGCAGGUUACUGCCAGCAGGGAAGACACUGUCGCUGGUGCCUGUCAUCACCCGCAGGGGUUCAGAGCAGCUCCCCUCAAGUCGCGAGUUCACGGGGAGGGACCAGGCCCGCCUGCCGACAUCCUGUGUGAGCUGUGUCAUGUUCAGGCUCUCAGUGCCCGUGGGAAGCAGGGCCAGAGAGCGUGUGCAGGUAGUUUUCCUUCCGGUGCUGUUGGCCCACAGGUCCUGGAAGAGCCUCGUCUCCAGCACAGCCACGGCGGCGGCAGCACUGGCGGGGGGCGGGGGGUAGGAUGCGGAAGUCGAAGGUUAACUCCCAGAAGUUGGUAUUUUCCUUUCAAAAAUGGCUUCAGGGGCUUCCCUGGUGGCGCAGUGGUUGAGAAUCUGCCUGCCAAUGCAGGGGACACGGGUUCGAGCCCUGGUCUGGGAAGAUCCCACAUGCCACGGAGCAACUGGGCCCGUGAGCCACAAUUGCUGAGCCUGCGCGUCUGGAGCCUGUGCUCCGCAACAGGAGAGGCCGCAAUGGUGGGAGGCCCGCGCACCGCGAUGAGGAGUGGUCCCCACUUGCCGCAACUGGAGAAAGCCCUCGCACAGAAAUGAAGACUCAACACAGUCAUAAAUAAAUACAUAAAUAAAUAAAAGAACGUGAAUUUCUAAAAAAA